Molecule: messenger RNA, 2092 nt
Organism: Colossoma macropomum (tambaqui)
Lineage: Eukaryota; Metazoa; Chordata; Actinopteri; Characiformes; Serrasalmidae
Gene: mreg
Product: melanoregulin
Exons: 5
Coding region: 356-1072 (238 amino acids)
Biological process (GO): melanosome transport
Cellular component (GO): melanosome
Source: RefSeq, a predicted model, not a curated record
CCUCGGGGCCUCAGAGGGAAUUGUUGGGUCCACAUGACUGAGCUGUGACUGUUUACGGGGCUCCGUGUUCGUUCUAGAGGAACGUUUGUUUGCUCCUUUGCUCAUUUGCUUUUCAUGGCCUCGAAGUCCGUAUCUUCUGAGUAGGUCCUGGAGCAGCAUCAGCAGCCCUCAUCCUGCAGCAUUUUGGAGCCUCUGGAGGAACCUCUGACCCUCGGCCCACUCUGAAUGGCGGAGAAGUGAAAGCGGUGGUCCAGGACGAAGCCCAUUCAGAUGUCCCACACUGACAGCUGAUGCAUGCAGCCCUCUUCUUUCCUUCUUCUGCUCUCUGUUCCUCCCUCGCUCGCUCUCCUUCAGGAUGGGUUCGGCCUUCAAGAGGUUCUGCGCCAGGUUCUGCUGCUGCUGCUGUACUUUUGAUGAUGACGACGAUGAUGAAGAGAAGAGACCGUUACUCGGUAAUGAGACUUUAGAGUAUUUUGACCGUGAGGCCAAAAAGAGGCGGGAUCAGGAGACCAACCUAUGGAGUGAGCCCGGAGACCCCUCCCACUCGGAGAGAGACGAUGACCGGACGCUUUAUAACCUCCUGCAGAGCAGAGCCAAAACACGCAUGGGCUCACAGGGCUACCGGAGGCUGAGUGUGGACAUUGAGGCCAUGAGGGAGGUCAGGAGAGAGGUGCGGGACAAAUGGAAAAUGAUCCUGGAGAAUCUGGGUUUCAUGGCUGAGGCUGAUUCGUUGCUGAAUGUGUCUGCGAGUGCAUCGUAUGAUCGUAUGCGAAACGCAGCAGCCGCUCGAACUCUGCUCCAAACUCUCCACUCAGAGACGUCCAUCUUCAACAGCAACGAGCCCCCGCCCGAGAGAUACCUCUUCACCCUGGACCGGCUGAUUUAUCUGGACGCUGCAGAUGAUUUUCUGGCGAAGGCUCGUCGUUUCUACCCACCUAGAGAUGAUGAUGAUGAUGAAGAGGAAGAGAGAACCAUAAACCUGCCGCUUCUGCUGUCCCGGAUGAAACAGAACAUAUCUGGAGGAGAGGAAGACGAUGAUGAUGAUGAAGGAGAGAUCAGUGGACAAGAUUAAUACCUGUCAUCUAAACUUAAUUAGCAACUGCAAAAGGACUUAAGGAGUAAGUUUAGAUUUAAGGACUAAGACUAAAGCUAACAGAACGUAAGACUGUAGUUUUAAGGUGGAGAAUGGUGAGUUUUAAGGUUUCAGAUAAGGCUGGUUUUAAAGGCGUGUCUUGGUGUUUGCUUUAUGGUUCAGGCUGAGGCUAGUUUUAAGUUUUAAGCUAGUUUUAAGGUUUAGUCUAAGGGUAGUUUUAAGGUUUAAGUUAGUUUUAAGGUUUAGUCUAAGACUAAUUCUUAAGACUAGUUUUAAUGUUUAAGCUAGUUUUAAGGUUUAGUCUAAGGGUAGUUUUAAGGUUUAAGCUAGUUUUAAGGUUUAGUCUAAGGCUAAUUCUUAAGACUAGUUUUAAUGUUUAAGCUAGUUUUAAGGUUUAGUCUAAGGGUAGUUUUAAGGUUUAAGAUAGUUUUAAAGUUUAGUCUAAGGCUAAUUCUUAAGACUAGUUUUAAUGUUUAAGAUAGUUUUAAGAUUUAGUUUAAGGGUAGUUUUGAGGUUUGAGCUAGUUUUAAGGUUUAGUCUAAGGGUAGUUUUAAGAUUUAAGCUAGUUUUAAGGUUUAGUCUAAGGCUAAUUCUUAAGACUAGUUUUAAUGUUUAAGCUAGUUUUAAGAUUUAGUUUAAGGGUAGUUUUGAGGUUUAAGAUAGUUUUAAGGUUUAGUCUAAGGGUAGUUUGGAGGCUGGUAUUCAGGUUUAUUCUAAAACUAGUUUGUAGGGUUAGGCUAAUUUCAAGGUUCAGACUUGGGACUGUUUUUUAUUUUUUAAGACUUGUUUUAAGUGUUAACCUGGUUUUAAGAUUUAGACUUAAGCUAGUUUUUAGCUGGACCAAGUGGGUUACUGGGAUUAACAUAGCUCAUGCUUAAUUCAGCUCAGCUUUAUGUAAUUCAUCCAACAAUUAUUUUUGCGUAGUGUACCAACGGCCAGAAUGAACCCAAACAAAUCUGAAAUAUGAACAGACUGAAUUGUGAUUGAACCAAUAAAUAA